GAAUCAUACAGAAGGACUGAGAUUCAUUCUUUACAGUGUAGGUCCUCCUGUCUGCCCCUCCUGCAUCAUCUGCCUCACCCGCGCUGCACCGUCGCUCCUCUGCCUCUUACACAGUUUUUCAGGAGGACCAGCCGCUGUCAGACUCCCUGCACACACACACACACCCACCCACCCAGCACGGACAUCUGUAGAGCCGACCAACAACCAUGGCUGCACGGGACACUUCCUUUAUUCUCGUCGGACUUCUGGUCCUCUUUCACACCUGGGGAGCGUGGGCUGAUGUGAAGGUGAAAAUGGAGGACAGAGUGGAGGUGUUCAGGGGAGAACCGGCUCAGAUCGCCUGCACGUUCACAUCGUCUGACGGCAUCGGCGGCAUGAUCAUUCAGUGGUUCUACGUGAAUCGUUUGGGGGAGAAGCAGAAGAUCUACCUCCAGAACAGCACCAUGAACGUUACAGACAGUGGCACACCGUUCACACAGCGGAUCAGUGUGAAUGGUACCGGAGCUGACGGAGAGAUUCUGUUGACGAUCAGCGACGUACAGCCUGAGGAUGAGCUAGAGUUUAUCUGUCUCAUCAAAACUCUGACAGAUGGGACUGCGGAGGGACGCACAAAAUUGAAGGUGUUCGCAACACCAGAUCAUCCCACUAUCGAGGGAGUGCAAACAGGGAUCUCCAUCAACGAAGAAAUACCAUCCAAGAUUGGAACCUGUGAGGUCAAAAAUGGCUACCCCAAGCCGAACAUCACGUGGUACAGAAACAACACGCCAAUACGCGGUGCUCAGGAUGUGGUGAAGGCGGUGCAGACUAUCACCACUGAGUCCAGUGGCCUGUACUCGGUUAAGAGCGAGCUGAACAUGAAGGUGAUGAAGGUGGACGUGCAAGCCCAGUUCUACUGCGAGGUUACCUACUUUAUUCCCAAAGAAUCAAGGAUGACCGAGACCAACCGCAUUAACAUCACCGUGUACUACCCCACCACAAGUGUAAUUAUUUUGGUGGAGUCACCGAAGGGUAAAAUCAAGGAAGGGGACUCCAUCGAACUUCACUGCUAUGUCAACGGGAAUAUGCCAUCCUCAAUCAUAACAAUCUCACAUGAAGAGAGUGGUGAUUACUGGGAAAACAAAUCGGUGGUGCUGGAAAAUGUGACCCGUCAGAACAGUGGAUAUUAUUACUGUAACUCCACGGACACUGAGUCGAACUCCUUUGAAGAGGUCUCAGGAAACACCAUGGUGUUUGUCAACUAUCUGGAUCCUGCUGUUGUGAAGCCUGAAAAUGUUGAGGUUCUCCAGGGAGACGAGCUGAUGGCCACCUGUAACGCCCUCUCUUCUCUCCAGACACAGACAGUCUGGUUUAAGGAUGGAAAGAAGCUUUCAAUGGGCCACAGUUUGAACUUGAAGAAUGCUACGAUUGAAACAGCAGGGACGUACAUGUGCGUGGUGACUGUUUCGGAGAUCGAGGGAAUGGAAACCAAAGGGACACUGACUGUUAAUGUCCAGGGCCCACCACAGAUCUUAGGGCCAGAUUUCAGAGAGGUACAGAAAAGUUCUGGGGAGAUGGUCAACCUGAGCUGUGAUGUCAUAGGUUACCCUGCUCCCACUGUCGUCUGGUACACCUCUGAUGGAAAGAGUCAUGAAGCAGCAUCGGAAACGGAUACAAAGGGCGUCAUCCACAGUGUGGUCAACAUCACGAUCACCUCUGACAUUACGGCUAUCUGUAACGCCUCCAACAACUUCGGCACGGUUGCCUUGACCUUCAACAUCAUAGCUAGUAAACGCACACCCAGACCAGACACCACCACUACUAACACUGCCGUUUCCACAACUCCAAACAAAGUCAAGAAAGCAGAGGGCAAGGGUGUUAUUAUUGCAGUCAUCAUAAUCUGCAUCCUGCUGCUGGCCAUCUUGGGUAGUGUGCUCUACUUCCUCUACAAAAAGGGCAAGAUCUGCGGCCGGUCCGGCAAGCAAGACCUCACCAAAGAGGUGUCCAGCAAAGAUAACAUUGUGGUGGAGAUGAAGAGCGACAACACAGAGGAAGCUGUGCUCCUCGGGGUCAACGGAGAAAAGCUGCCUCCAAGCAACUAGUGGGGAGCGGUGAGUACCGGGAUGAACAGAAGUGAGAAGGCGACUGCGGACACACCCACAGCUGCUCCAGUUCCUCCCUCUCAGGCUCAGACCGGCCAAUGCCUUCAAGCUAGUUUAAAUUAUCAUGAUGCACGACUGAGACUCAAAUUUUCUCCGAGCUGCAACUUUAGCUUGAUUGUCCUUUUAUCCAGGCAACAUUUCCUCAAGAAUACGCUUUCCUGAAAAGGGAUUUGAGCCCACCAUGACAUUACACAAUUUCCAAAACGACACCAAGAACUCUCGUAAGUUCUCAUUACCACGAGCCUUGUAUAUUGCUGAUUGUCCGUAGAACAAGACUUCGAGCACAACAUUGACCAGGGACUGUUUUUAUACCCGACUACGCAUCACCUCAGCCAAAGUAAUCACUGAAGAGCAGCGGGAAACUGGUCUUUAACAAGUGUACAUAUUAUAAUCUAUGUAUAUAUUUCUUUAUUUAAAAUGACAAUAUAGAAAAAAACUACCAAAAAUAAAUAACCAGAUAGUGUUUUAUUGUUUGGCUGUUCUUCAUGAAGAGCAAGAAAGCUUAGGUUAGAUGUCUUGUUUUUAUUUUUGACCUAAAGUCUGUUUCCUGUUCUGCUUAAGUCUGUACACUGAAUUCUUUGGUGAUGCAAUGAUGCGUCCGCCUGCAGCCAGUUACAGCCUCACCAAAGUUUUUCCUUUUAUCUCUGAACACAAACGUAAAGGUCAUUUUAUUUUUUCACACAUCAUUCACACCAGUUUGCGUAAUUUUAAAAAGAAGAUAUUUCUGUGAGACGGGUGCUUAAAUUGUCUGCUCAGCUUUUGAACCUAGAAGGGUUGACUUUAUUUGUAGUUUUAUGUUUUCUUUCCUUCAGAGUGUAGUUUUGUGUUGAAUCUUUGCCAACAGCCAAGUUAAAAGUUACAGAUGCCUUAGCAACUCAACCAAAGCCUUGUAGGAAUAUAAUUACUAUUGUUAGUUUAAUUCUAUUGAAUGUUCAGUGCACUGAUUUCUUUGUGUUUAUUCUUCAUGCAGUCGUGUUUCUCUAAUGUGAAACAGUGGUGUUGUUUAGUGUGACUGUAGGUGAAUGAACAUUAUUUCUGUCGCUAGUUCUUUUUUUUUAUGUAACGAUGAGGGUAGAACAGAUUUUGGUCCAUGGUAAAUAUGGUUCACAGCAUGAAGUUGACCUCAUUAGGAAAAUACACAUUUCUGUUUAAUGAAGUAAUUCUUUGACUGAAACUUGAAAUAAAUAGUUGGCUUCCUGAGAGACACAGUCCCCCCUCAGACAUGACGACUAUAGCACAGUAUAUCACUUCUGAGGAGGGGAUAAUGAUUGUGACUCCACAUAUGCAAAUUCAAUUUGCAGACAAUCGCAAUGUUUGGUAUUAUGCAGGUAUCAUCCAUACUUACCCUUCCUACCGUCUGUUGGUCUGUUUUGUUCUGCUGUUUUUUUAAGAACUACCACUGUUAAAUUGUUUUGGAUGUUUGAUUUCUGUAUAAUGCCUUUUAAUGCCUUUGACUUUCAAGUCAAUCUAUCAACAAAUUUAUUGUUUGUAGUUUUUGAAAAUUAUACCAAAUAAAGAUUGACUGUUAAACGAGAAGAA
Molecule: messenger RNA, 3677 nt
Organism: Eleginops maclovinus (Patagonian blennie)
Lineage: Eukaryota; Metazoa; Chordata; Actinopteri; Perciformes; Eleginopidae
Gene: mcamb
Product: melanoma cell adhesion molecule b
Exons: 17
Coding region: 207-2078 (623 amino acids)
Source: RefSeq, a predicted model, not a curated record